AUGCUGGACUCGUCGGACCAGAUUCCCGUCUGGCUGGACUGCGAUCCGGGCCACGAUGACGUGUUUGCAAUCCUGCUGGCGGCUCACCACCCCCGGAUCAAGCUCCUAGGCAUCUCGACCGUCUUUGGAAAUGCCUCGCUCGAACACACGACGCGCAACGCCGCCUCGGUCCUCACAGCCCUGGGCCGGCACGCCGACGUCCCCCUGCACGUCGGCCUGGCCAAGGCCCUCGAGCGGCCCGCCCUGCACGCGCCCACCGACAUCCACGGCGACUCGGGCCUCGACGGCACCGACCUGCUGCCCGAGCCCGCGUGCCGGCCGUCCGACGUGCCGGCCGUCGACGCCAUGGCCGCCGCCCUCGCCGCCCAGCGCCCCGGCACCGCCUGGGUCGUCGCCACGGGCGCCCUCACAAACGUCGGCGCCCUGUUCCGCGCCCGCCCGGAUCUCGUCGCCCACGUCCGCGGCCUCAGCCUCAUGGGCGGUUCCUUUGGCGGCGGCUUCUCCGACGCGCCCAUGGGCCACGUCGACAACCAGGCCCGCAUCGGAAACGUCACCCCCUACGCAGAGUUCAACAUGCUCGUCGACCCAGAGGCCGCCGCCCACGUCUUCCACAGCCCCGACAUUGCCGCAAAGACGACCGUCGUGCCCCUCGACCUGAGCCACCAGGUCCUCGCCACCGACCGCGUCCGCGAGCUGCUCCUCUACGGCGCCGACGGCCACCGGGCUGGGCCGGGCAAGUCGACGCUGCGCACCAUGCUCGUCGAGCUCCUCUACUUUUUCGCAAAGACGUACUCCGACGUCUUCGGCAUCACCGCCGGCCCGCCGCUGCACGACCCCAUCGCCGUAGCCGCCGUGCUCAUCGGCACCGUUGACGAGAUCCCCUUUUCCGAGUGGGACGCCGCCAGGAGCGAGCAGCCCCAACACAACGAGCGCUUCAACGUUACCGUCGUCACCGACGGCUCCUUCGAAGAGGCCAAGGGCGGCGUCAAGGAGACCGGCCGGACCCUGGCUGAGCCCAUGCCCGCUGGACACCAGGGGGUGCGCAUCCCGAGGAGUAUGGACGUCGACAAGUUUUGGCAGGUCAUCGAGGAGUGUAUCCAGCGAGCCGACGCGGUCAACGAAAAGGCUCGGGAGGAAGCCAGUGCUUGA
Messenger RNA from Hirsutella rhossiliensis, 1149 nucleotides. Its product is annotated as inosine-uridine preferring nucleoside hydrolase domain-containing protein. The transcript has 4 exons. Gene Ontology annotation, cellular component: cytosol. The record is from RefSeq and is a predicted model, not a curated record. The coding region runs from base 1 to 1149 and encodes 382 amino acids. Gene Ontology annotation, biological process: purine nucleoside catabolic process. NCBI's taxonomy places the organism in Eukaryota, Fungi, Ascomycota, Sordariomycetes, Hypocreales, Ophiocordycipitaceae. Gene Ontology annotation, molecular function: purine nucleosidase activity.